CAAGACACGGUAAGGCACGGCACGGUACGGUACGGUAGCACACGGGAGCAGCGGACCGGUGAAUGCGGUCCUCAACACGGGACACUGUCGCAGACACCAUUUUCGGAGGUAACCGGACCCUCAGACUGAGCUCCAUCCCUGGGAGAAGAGGACUCAGGCUCGCCGCAGCACAUUUCCCGUCAUUCCCGUGAAGAAAAAGCCUUGAGGGGGACUCGGCGGCCGGUAGCUGUCGGUAGCCGUCCGGGUGUGAAUCCACCGCUGUCAGUUAUCAAACUCCUCGCUCCGUCCGAAGUCCCGACAGCCCCAGAGAGCCUGCCGGCCGGUGCAGCAGUGUUUCGGAGAAGCUGAGCGGGAAGCAGCCGUGUGUCCGCCAUGGAGAACGCUCACACCAAGAGUGUGGAAGAAGUUUACAGUUAUUUCUGCGUCAAUGAGAGCACAGGACUUUCUCUGGACGAGGUGAAGCGACAGCGGGAGAAAUGGGGCCUAAACGAGCUACCAGCAGAGGAAGGGAAAUCUUUAUGGGAGCUCGUGCUUGAGCAGUUUGAAGAUUUACUCGUUCGCAUUCUUCUGCUGGCUGCAUGUAUAUCAUUUGUCCUGGCCUGGUUUGAGGAGGGAGAAGAAACUAUCACAGCGUUUGUGGAGCCUUUUGUAAUUUUACUGAUUCUUAUAGCGAACGCUAUCGUCGGUGUGUGGCAGGAACGCAAUGCUGAGGAUGCCAUUGAGGCACUUAAGGAGUAUGAGCCUGAGAUGGGCAAAGUGUACCGGCAGGACAGGAAAACUGUGCAGAGGAUCAAAGCCAGAGACAUUGUUCCUGGUGACAUCGUGGAGGUUGCUGUUGGAGACAAGGUGCCUGCUGACAUCCGUAUCUGUUCAAUCAAAUCAACAACUCUGCGAGUAGACCAGUCCAUUCUGACCGGCGAAUCUGUCUCUGUCAUUAAACACACCGACCCUGUGCCUGACCCUCGGGCUGUCAAUCAAGACAAAAAGAACAUGCUCUUCUCUGGUACCAACAUUGCUGCUGGGAAGGCCGUGGGUGUGGUUGUUGCCACUGGGGUGAACACAGAAAUCGGUAAGAUCCGUGACGAGAUGGCGGCCACUGAGCAGGAGAAGACGCCCCUGCAGCAGAAGUUGGACGAAUUUGGCCAGCAGCUGUCUAAGGUCAUUUCCAUUAUCUGCAUCGCCGUAUGGAUCAUCAACAUUGGACACUUCAACGACCCCGUCCAUGGAGGCUCCUGGAUCCGUGGGGCUGUGUACUACUUCAAGAUUGCCGUGGCAUUGGCCGUGGCUGCCAUCCCUGAGGGUCUUCCUGCCGUCAUCACCACCUGUCUGGCCCUGGGCACUCGCCGCAUGGCCAAAAAGAAUGCCAUCGUCCGCAGCCUGCCCUCCGUGGAGACCCUGGGCUGCACCUCCGUCAUCUGUUCUGACAAAACUGGAACCCUGACGACCAACCAGAUGUCUGUCUGCAGAAUGUUCGUUAUCAACAAAGCUGAAGGUGACAGCUGCUCUCUGUCAGAGUUCACCAUCACAGGUUCUACCUACGCACCUGAGGGAGAAGUGUACCAUGAUGGGAAACAAGUGAAAACCUCCCAGUAUGAUGCAUUGGUUGAACUGGCCACUAUCUGUGCCCUGUGUAACGACUCCUCUCUGGACUUCAACGAGGUGAAGGGUGUGUACGAGAAGGUCGGCGAGGCCACGGAGACGGCGCUGACCUGUCUGGUGGAGAAAAUGAACGUCUUUGACACCGAAGUCCACAACCUGUCCAAGAUUGACAGAGCCAACGCCUGCAACUCGGUGAUCAAACAGCUGAUGAGAAAGGAGUUCACUCUGGAGUUCUCCAGAGACAGAAAGUCCAUGUCGGUCUACUGCACCCCCAACAAGUCCCGUUCUUCCAUUGGCAAGAUGUUUGUUAAGGGAGCCCCAGAGGGAGUCAUUGACAGAUGCACUCACGUCAGAGUGGGCAACAACAAAGUUCCUCUCAGUCAAGGCAUAAAGGAAAAGAUCAUGUCUGUUAUCCGUGAGUACGGGACAGGUCGUGACACCCUAAGGUGCUUGGCUCUGGCCACACGAGACAGCCCACCCAAAAUGGAUGACAUGAUACUGUCUGACACCGCCAAAUUUUCAGAGUAUGAGUCCGACCUCACCUUCGUCGGCUGCGUCGGCAUGCUGGACCCUCCCAGACAGGAGGUGGCUGCUUCUAUCAAGCUGUGCCGUCAGGCUGGCAUCCGCGUCAUCAUGAUCACUGGGGACAACAAGGGCACAGCUGUGGCUAUCUGCCGCCGCAUUGGUAUUCUGACUGAGGAGGAUGAUGUCGAGCGCAUGGCCUUUACCGGACGUGAGUUCGACGAACUCUCACCCUACACUCAACGGGAGGCUGUGACUCAUGCCCGCUGUUUCGCCCGCGUCGAACCUUCCCACAAGUCCAAGAUCGUUGAGUUUCUGCAGGGAUUUGACGAGAUCACUGCUAUGACAGGUGAUGGAGUGAACGAUGCUCCUGCCCUGAAGAAGGCAGAGAUCGGCAUCGCUAUGGGCUCUGGCACUGCCGUGGCCAAGUCAGCCUCUGAAAUGGUCCUCGCCGAUGACAACUUCUCUUCCAUAGUGGCUGCUGUCGAGGAGGGCAGAGCUAUUUACAACAACAUGAAGCAGUUCAUCAGAUACCUUAUCUCCUCCAACGUUGGUGAGGUCGUCUGCAUCUUCCUUACUGCAGCUCUGGGCUUCCCUGAGGCACUGAUCCCAGUUCAGCUGCUCUGGGUCAACCUGGUGACAGACGGUCUUCCUGCCACGGCCCUGGGCUUCAACCCCCCGGAUCUGGACAUCAUGGAGAAGCCUCCUCGCAAUGCGAAGGAGCCCCUGAUCUCUGGCUGGCUCUUCUUCAGAUACCUGGCCAUUGGAGGCUAUGUGGGUGCUGCCACUGUGGGGGCUGCUGCUUGGUGGUUUACAGUGUCUGAAGAUGGACCGCAGCUCACGCUGUACCAGCUGAGCCACUUCCUGCAGUGUGGCCCCGACAACCCAGAAUUUGACGGCUUGGAUUGCCACGUGUUUGAGUCUCCGUACCCGAUGACCAUGGCCCUGUCUGUGCUCGUUACCAUCGAGAUGUGCAAUGCUUUGAACAGCCUGUCAGAAAACCAGUCUCUGCUGCGGAUGCCUCCCUGGGAGAACAUUUGGCUGCUGGGGGCCAUCUGCCUCUCCAUGUCUCUCCACUUCCUGAUUCUUUAUGUGGAACCUCUGCCGGUCAUCUUCCAGAUCACCCCUCUGGAUACAACCCAGUGGAUGAUGGUGCUGAAGAUCUCGCUGCCUGUCAUCCUGCUGGAUGAGCUGCUAAAGUUUAUGGCCAGGAACUACUUGGAUUUUGCAAAGGCCAAGUAAGCCCACCUCUACUCUAAAUUCCUUGCAGAAACUUUGGUUUGGUUUUGUGUUGUGCAUGUGUGUUUUGGGCAGCACAUCUUACUAAGAGCUGCAUGUCAGUGAAGUGAUACAAUGACAGGAGCUCAUCAAGUUCAUACAUGAUUUUUAUAGAACGGCCAUAAACAAAUGUCUGAUGGAAACUAGCCAGUCCCACCUCGUCAGUCCUUCCAUCCUCCUGCAUGAAGAGCCUUCGAUUAUGACACAAUCUCAUGCCAUCUUUUUAGACUAAGAUCUUAGUACCGUGUACAGUCAAUUGUACAUUAUUCCUUGGUGCAUGUCCGCUCAGUCAGCCAUCUGUUUUACCAGACUUCUGUUAUAGACAAUGUAUGGUAUUGGUAAAUAGAUUAGACAUUCGUCAGAUAGUACAACUGUUAAAUAAGCUCAAAAACACAGUUCAUCUUUCCUAAGGAAAUACUUUUAUGGGAUAUUUAAAAACCAAACAGACUUUUUUUUUUUUUGCUUUGCACUGAGAUGUGCAACAUGUUUGGAGCAGAUUUUGCCACAUCUGGGAAGGCAGAUGUGCAGCAAUGCACAUGUUUCACCAUGAGAAAGGCAGGCAGUCCCUCCUCUGGCAUUUUUUGCCAAACUGCUGUACUGUAUUUUCAGAGAUGAUUGUACAAUGUAUCACAUGAACUUUGGUUUCAGGUAAAUAAAGCUGUCAUACAUGAAGAGUUUA
Molecule: messenger RNA, 4078 nt
Organism: Stegastes partitus (bicolor damselfish)
Lineage: Eukaryota; Metazoa; Chordata; Actinopteri; Pomacentridae
Gene: atp2a2a
Product: ATPase sarcoplasmic/endoplasmic reticulum Ca2+ transporting 2a
Exons: 21
Coding region: 373-3363 (996 amino acids)
Biological process (GO): calcium ion transport
Cellular component (GO): membrane
Molecular function (GO): ATP hydrolysis activity; ATP binding; P-type calcium transporter activity
Source: RefSeq, a predicted model, not a curated record